Malaclemys terrapin pileata is the source of this 2571-nucleotide messenger RNA. Its product is annotated as zinc finger protein 436-like. Bases 300 to 2054 code for a protein of 584 amino acids. Gene Ontology annotation, molecular function: RNA polymerase II cis-regulatory region sequence-specific DNA binding; DNA-binding transcription factor activity, RNA polymerase II-specific. Lineage: Eukaryota; Metazoa; Chordata; Testudines; Emydidae. The transcript has 5 exons. The record is from RefSeq and is a predicted model, not a curated record. Gene Ontology annotation, cellular component: nucleus. Gene Ontology annotation, biological process: regulation of transcription by RNA polymerase II.
GCGAUCGCUGGGCUCAGGCCCGGCAGCAGGAAGUGACUCGCAGCCGCUGCGGGGACUCUGGCUCCAGGCUCCUGGCGAGAUCCCCGAGCCCCGGCGGCUGGUGCUGGGAGCCCGGAGCCCGGAGCCCGGGCUGCAGCCGGGAGAGGGGAAUCUCCAGCAGGGCCCUUCCCGCUGCUCCCCAGGAGCCUCUCCCAGGGCAGAGCCCCCAGCCCGGCCAGGCCCCUUCCCGGCCCGGCCCCUGCCCCAGGGGGCCCCGCUCGGAGGGAAGGCUGAGGAAUCACGUCCACGUUUUGCUCCAGAUGGGCCCAUCUUCCAGGAGACAGGGAAGGGAAAUGUCUGUGAUGGAGCCAGCUCCGAUGCCGGUGACCUUCGAGGAGGUGGCUGUGUAUUUCACCCAGGGGCAGGGGGCUCUCCUGGACCCUGCUCAGAGAGCCCUCUACAGGAACGUCAUGCAGGAGAACUACGAGACGGUGACCUCGCUGGGAUUCCCCCUUCCCAAACCUGAGCUGAUCGCCCGGCUGGAACGAGGGGAAGAGCCAUGGGUUUCUGAUCUCCAAGUCUGCGAGGAAAGAAGGCUUCUGAGAAGCACCCGUACAGCAGGUGCUGAGCGAGGGAGUGAGAAUGAGGCGGGGAAUCAUCAUGAGGAAGUUCCUGGGGAAGUGGAACCGCAGGGGACCUUCUUGGGAAGAGCUGAAGGAAAUUUUUCCCAGUGCUUGGAGCAGGCAGAAGCCUUGGGAAGUUGGCACAGGUCAGAGAGGCUUCUGGGACACCUCCCAGGGAAGAAAGUGGAUGAAUCUGUUAACGGUGGGGGAGGAGAGGAGGAUCCCACAGCGCCGCAGACAAAUCCCAAGAAAGAGACACCCUGGCACUACCUUCAGUCUCUCGAGUGCGGGAAAUGUUUCAUAUCAAAGACACAAAUAAUUAGACAUCAGUUAAGCCACACAGGGGAGAGACCCCACAACUGCUUGGACUGUGGAAAAAGUUUCAUAAGAAAGUCAAACCUUGUUAAACAUCAGGCAUUACAAACAGGAGAGAGACCCCACAAGUGCUUGGACUGUGGGAAAAGUUUCAUACAGAGGUCACACCUAGUUCGCCAUCAGGCAUUACACACAGGAGCGAGACCCCACAAGUGCUUGGACUGUGGGAAAAGUUUCAUAAGAAGGUCACACCUUGUUAAACAUCAGGCAAUCCACACAGGAGAAAAACCCCACAAGUGCUUGGACUGUGGGAAAAGUUUCAUACAGAGGUCACACCUAGUUCGCCAUCAGGCAUUACACACAGGAGAGAGACCCCACAAGUGCUUGGACUGUGGGAAAAGUUUCAUAGAGCGGUCAGACCUUGUUAAACAUCAGGCAAUCCACACAGGAGAAAAACCCCACAAGUGCUUGGACUGUGGGAAAAGUUUCAUACAGAGGUCAGACCUUGUUAAACAUCAGGCAAUCCACACAGGAGAAAAACCCCACAAGUGCUUGGACUGUGGGAAAAGUUUCAUAGAGCGGUCAGACCUUGUUAAACAUCAGGCAAUCCACACAGGAGAAAAACCCCACAAGUGCUUGGACUGUGGGAAAAGUUUCAUACAGAGGUCAGACCUUGUUAAACAUCAGGCAUUACACACAGGAGAGAGACCCCACAAGUGCUUGGACUGUGGGAAAAGUUUCAUACAGAGGUCACGCCUAUUUCGUCAUCAGGCAUUACACACAGGAGAGAGACCCCACAAGUGCUUGGACUGUGGGAAAAGUUUCAUAGAGCGGUCAGACCUUGUUAAACAUCAGGCAAUCCACACAGGAGAAAGACCCCACAAGUGCUUGGACUGUGGGAAAAGUUUCAUAAGAAGGUCAGACCUUGUUCAACAUCAGGCAAUCCACACAGGAGAAAGACCCCACAAGUGCUUGGACUGUGGGAAAAGUUUCAUAAGAAGGUCAAACCUUGUUCAACAUCAGGCAAUCCAUACAGGAGAGAGAUCCCACAAGUGCUUGGACUGCGGAAAGUGUUUCAUAUGGAGGUCUGACCUUAUUAAACAUGGAAGAAUCCACACAGGAUCUAAACUUCUGUGACACGUGGCAAGAAAGGUUUAAGCAACUUGCAUGUAAUUGACUCAGGGUCAACGUUUAGAGAGAGAUUUUAAAAGUGUGUCCACCUUAGAUAGCUAGAGAUUGAAAUGUAAAUGUGUAUUUUCAAAGACUUGGAAGAAGAGGGCAAGUCAUGUCUGAGUAACCUAAUUGCCUUCUAUGACGAGAUAACUGGCUCUGUGGAUGAGGGAAAAGCAGUGGAUGUGUUAUUCCUUGAUUUUAGCAAAGCUUUUAUAUGAUCUCCUACAGAAUUCUUGCCAGCAAGUUAAAGAAGUGUGGCCUGGAUGAAUGGGCCAUAAAGUGGAUAGAAAGCUGGGUAGAUCGACUGGCUCAACUGGUAGUGACCAAUGGCUCCAUGUCUAGUUGGCAGCCGGUAUCAAGAGGAAUGCCCCAAGGGUCGAUCCUGGGGCCGGUUUUGUUCAGUAUCUUCAUUAAUGAUCUGGAGGAUGAUGUGGACUGCACCCUCAGCAAGUUUGCCGAUGACACUAAACUGGGAGAACUG